AUGACGCGUAACCACGACGUCUACAGAAACUCACCAGGAGAGUACUCAACCGACCUCGUAGCCAACGCCGCAGUCUCCUUCCUAGACGAAGCCAUCGCAGCACCAGACCGACCAUUCUUCAUCGGCGUCGCACCCAUAGCCCCCCACUCAGAAACAAUCACCAACCCACGCCCUGCAAAGUUCAAUCUACCCGUCCCCGCAAAGCGACACGAGCAUCUCUUUCCGGAUGUGAAAGUACCCAGGACACCAAACUUCAACCCCUCAAAACCAGGAACAGCAUCCUACUUCUCCACGCUCCGCCCACUCAACGACUCAGAAAUCGCGUACAACGACGCCUGGUACCGCGCGCGCCUGCAAACCCUCCAAUCCGUCGACGACCUCAUAGAAUCAAUCAUGAACCGUCUGAGCGAAACCCCCGAGGUAUUGGAAAACACUUACUUGAUAUAUACAACCGACAACGGCUUCCACAUCAGCCAACACCGGCUCCCGCCCGGUAAAUCCUGCGGCAUAGAAGAAGACAUCAACAUCCCUUUCUUCAUCCGCGGCCCAGGCAUCGCCAAGAACGCUAUUCAGAAUAUACCGAGUAGUCAUACUGAUAUCGUGCCUACGCUAUUUCAUCUCGCUGGUAUACCACCCCGGGAGGACUUUGACGGGGAGGUUAUUCCUGUUACGGGGGCGAUGCAGGAAAGGAGUGCGAAGAGUGAACAUGUUAAUGUUGAGUUUUGGGGUGAGUAUUUGGUGGAGGGGAAUACGUUUUAUGGGCGGGAUGGGUGGGCGGAGAAUACGUAUAAGACGGUGAGGGUGGUGGGGGAGGAGUAUGAUUUGAGUUAUACGACCGACCCAUACCAACUCACCAACCUCCUCUCCACACCCAACACCACCACCUUCCCCUCCUCCCCCUCUUUCAUAAACUCCUACCCCAUCCUCCCCCUAACCGCCCGCCUCGACGCCCUCCUCCUCACACUCAAGCGCUGCAAAGGCCGUGUGUGCACGCGACCAUGGGAGAAACUGCAUCCAGAGGGUAAUGUACGCAAUCUGAAAGAUGCGAUGCAUGAGAGAUACGAUCUGUUUUACUUGGAGAAGCAGAACAAGGUUAGCUUUGAUGAGUGUGCGUUGGGCCAGAUUUUGAGCGUUGAGGGGCCGCUGGAGCCGGUGAGUUGGAGGGAGGAGUGGGAUGAGUGGAGUUGGGGGACUUGA
This is a messenger RNA of Alternaria conjuncta, 1197 nucleotides long. RefSeq lists its product as uncharacterized. Lineage: Eukaryota; Fungi; Ascomycota; Dothideomycetes; Pleosporales; Pleosporaceae. Gene Ontology annotation, molecular function: glycosaminoglycan binding; N-acetylglucosamine-6-sulfatase activity. The transcript has 3 exons. Bases 1 to 1197 code for a protein of 398 amino acids. The record is from RefSeq and is a predicted model, not a curated record.